Molecule: messenger RNA, 369 nt
Organism: Phaeoacremonium minimum UCRPA7
Lineage: Eukaryota; Fungi; Ascomycota; Sordariomycetes; Togniniales; Togniniaceae
Exons: 2
Coding region: 1-369 (122 amino acids)
Source: RefSeq, a predicted model, not a curated record
AUGUCUCGGCCAGAGAAGCUGCCGCAGUACGUCUACAAAAUUGUCGACGAGGCUCCGCCCGAGCCUUUUCCGGCAACAUUCCCGCUGUCGGAGCUCGACAAGACGGACGGCUUUGUUCAUCUUAGCACGUCGUGGCAGAUUCCUAUCACUUCCGGACUUUUCUUCAACGACAAGUCCCAGAUAUGGGUAAUCAAAAUCCAUUUCAAAAAGUUUGAGGCGGACACCAAGUGGGAGGUCCCAGGAACGGAUGGGUGUCCGCAUCUGUACGGCAACUUUGGCGCAGAUGAUGUAGAGUCGGUGGCAAAGUUCGAAAGGAAGGAGAACCAGACAUGGGAAGAGGCGUUCAAGGGAUCAACGUGGUUGGAAUGA